Messenger RNA from Coprinopsis cinerea okayama7#130, 819 nucleotides. RefSeq lists its product as hypothetical. The coding region runs from base 46 to 819 and encodes 257 amino acids. The transcript is spliced from 5 exons. NCBI's taxonomy places the organism in Eukaryota, Fungi, Basidiomycota, Agaricomycetes, Agaricales, Psathyrellaceae. The record is from RefSeq and is a predicted model, not a curated record.
AGGAAACCUUGGUUCGAGUCAGAGGAACGACCACAGUCCAAAAGCAUGGACGUUGAAGACAUCUUGGGCGAUUCGCUGGAAUUUCUGGGCGGUAAACCCGUGAUCGACGACGAGGUCAUCAGAUAUGGCCCUCUGGAGUUGACGAUCGCGCCAAAGUCUGGAAAAGCGAAUACACUGUUGGCUGACCAUCUGUUCUCGCCCUCGAUUUAUCUGGCCGAAAGGAUUGAACAAAGCCUUCUGGACGUUCGUGGAAAGAACGUCCUUGAACUUGGCGCUGGAGUAGCGUUGCCUUCCCUGCUCUUGUCGAUAUCCCCAAAUCCUCCUGCCUUGCUGGUCGUGACCGAUUAUCCAGAUGACAGCAUCCUCAAGAAUCUGGAGCAAAAUGUUCAACGAAACAAGCAUCUUGUCAACCCUGCCUGCAUGCUCAUGCACAAGGGUUAUGCGUGGGGUGAAGAUCCUACUCCUCUACUGUCAUUGUUACCCGAGCCUUCUCCAGGCUACGAUGCCCUGAUCUUAUCGGACCUCCUCCACUUCGACGGUUUCCAGGACAUCCUGAUAUCCUCGGUAGUCUCCCUCUUGAAAAGGUCGCCAGACUCCCGCAUCCAUGUCUCAGCCGGCUCCUACACCAAAACCGAAGUCAUCGAAUCUUUCCUCUCAAAAGUGAGAGCUGCUGGGUUCGAUAUCGACGAAGUUCGCACGGACAUGAGUGAAGGAUGGAAGGGAACGAUGACAGUCACACUCGACCGCGAGUCGCUGGCACUCCGCAAAUCUGUCUGUCGAUACUGGAUAGGUCGUUGGUCCGCCGGCUCAUUGCUGUAA